UACCCUCUUAAUUCCUAUGGAAGAAGACUACUCCCCCUCAGCUUUGGGCAGCAGCGCACGGUUGGCCCCUGGCGGCACCGGAUUCAAUGGGAGAACAACGGGCAGGUUUACAGUUUAAUGAGCACUGGGCUGGAGUACCAGGCUCCGUAUCGGUCCACCAGCCAGUCGAGGGUUUACGUGAGCAGUCGGAGGGAUGGUACUGGGAGCCAGAUGUCUGGAGCGCGCAGAAGAAUGACGCUUAUGAGAACCGGACCAAAUGACUCCAGACAGUUCAGGACUGAUAACAGUGCACAGUCGGGACUUCUCACACCUGGACACGAUGUUAGACCGUAUGCGCCCGUGAAUCGUCAUGCGUCAGGGUUCAGACAGCGACUUGAACGCCCUACAGCAGCAGUUGUAAGACAUCCAGGCGCACGCCAUUUUAAUGGUGAAUUCAUCAGAACCACGAACGCCUCUUCACCGGGGAGUUCAACAGAUUUUUCUGGCGGUAAUGGAGGUUCUGUCACUGUGGAUAAUACCGCACUACAUACUAGAAUAGGUGAAUCCGGACCUGGUGCGCAAAACCAACAGUUACGCGCGGGGCCGGAGGUGACGCCUGUCUCCAGGCAACCUGCUCAGACUGAUCGCUUCAUCUCAGCACACCCGUCAGGUCUGGAAAAUGAGUCUGAGGCACCGGCUGUAUUUCCUGCACUAACUGAGGAAAACAGCAAUGGAGAGGACAUGGUCAAUGACGACCCUCGAAACCCGCUUAAAAACCACAGGAAUUCUGUUUUCUACAACAUGUAUCCGACCAGAGGGAGGUCAGCGGCCCGCACCCUCCGUCCGCCUGGCACAGGGUACGGCACAGGAUAUUUCCAAAACGGACUGCCAGACCUUGUGCCAGACCCAUAUGCCAUCCAAGCAGGUACCUAUGUCCAGCGCAUGCAGAUGUACGCGCUUCGCUGUGCGGCUGAGGAGAACUGUCUGGCCAGAUCGGCUUAUGGACCCACUGUGCGAGACAUCAACUUCAGAGUCCUCCUGCGGUUUCCACAGAAAGUGAAGAACCAAGGCACCGCUGACUUCCUCCCUUUCAAGCCCAGAUAUCAGUGGGACUGGCACAGCUGUCACCAACACUACCACAGCAUGGACGCCUUCAGCAACUACGAUCUGCUGGAUGUUAUCACAGGACGUAAAGUGGCAGAGGGACACAAGGCCAGUUUCUGUCUGGAGGACACGAACUGUGAUCCUGGAUUCAGGCGACGCUACGCCUGUACAGCUCAUACGCAGGGUCUGAGCCCAGGUUGCCAUGACAUCUACGCUGCCAACAUCGACUGUCAGUGGAUUGACAUCACUGAUGUGCCUCCAGGAAACUACAUCUUGAAGGUUACAGUCAAUCCCAAUUUCCACAUCCUGGAGUCAGACUUCAACAACAACGUAGUGAGAUGUGAUAUUACUUACACAGGCGUUUAUGUUCAGACACGCAACUGUCGAAUAACGAGGGGUUGAAAUAUUAAUUUUUCUGGAAACAUGCAGAAGUUUGGCAGUAAGACCCCGUCUGUACUGCACAGGCUCAACGACAACAGUGAAAAAAGGUUUAUGCAGUUGGUAAAAUGUUGUAUUGUAAUGGUGAGCUGCAUUCCUGCUAUGAAGUCUUGGGGUUGCAUUUAUUCAGAAUAAAUGCAAAAUUAGUUUACACAAACUUUGUAUAUGGAACUAGUGAUGUCAUCAGAAUUACUUGAUUGUGUAUUUCUAGAAAUGUGCUACGAUUGGUUACAAAUUAUGUUUUGGUUUGUUUUUCUUAACAAAUACAAGUACUGUUCGUAGACACGUUUCUUCCUUUAAGUGCUACUUACUCGCUUGAAAUGUGUGUAUUGUUUGUCAUUUGAUGUCGUUGUUAAUGUUUUUUUCAGAUUUUUGUUACUAUUAUGUGCACAUUAUUAACAUCUAGAGUUUUAUUUAACCUUAUAACAUCCACUCUUUUGGGGAAACUCUUUUAGGGAUAAGGUUUAAUGUUGCUCAUUGUCAGCUCCAUAAUUUGUUCUUCCUCUCUACUAGAGGAGUUUUGUGUGAUUACCAGUUCAAAACAAGGUCCCCUGGAUUUCAGCAGUGAUUGACUGCCCUUCCUUAAACAUCACGUUGGAUCGGGUUGGUCUGCUCACACCCAGAGCCUGAUAUAUUAGGCGCGACCAUAUUAGGGGAAAAAAGCUGACCACGCAUUUAGAGCAGUCUGAUGCCUGAUCUUGUGGAUCACAGGGAGUACAGUACUUCCACAUACAGUGACAUUAUUAUUUGAAACUUUGAUCAUAUGAAUAUCAACCACUGUAAAACUGUACAUCAGAUAUCAUCAAAUGCUCUACAAAUCAGGCUUGAAAAACCAUGGCAACCAAAACACUAAGGUUGACGCUUCAGAGCCAACAGGCAAAGUAGUGAUGUUUUAUAACGUCUGUCGUUGUCCUGUAGACAACUUAGGAUGUUACUGUAGAACUCCAUGUUGAUAGUCUGGUCAUGACGGGUGAAUUCAUGGAACACCCUCCAAACCCCCUCCAAAAACUCCUCGUCACACUCCUGACCUGAAGUGUCGCCAUCGGGCUUGGAAACUUAGGACGCUUCAACUGAAAACUGCUGGGUCAUAGCUGGAGGUCCAAUUCUAAUUACCAGCAAGUACCACCAAGGAAGUCGGUCUUCAAUUUGAAAUUAAAUCAGGUAUGUUUUUGUGUUUGUUUGUUUUGUUAUUUUAUGAUAGUGUUCCUGGAGCUUUUUGACCAUACCUUGUAUAUAAGAAAAAAUAAGAAAAAGGUUAGCUCCUCUUAUAAUACAGGAGCUACAUUAGUUAUAUUAGAAGGUCCGAACACAUGUAUGAAACCACAUCUUAAAGGUUACUGAUAGAAUCUGAAACCUGCUUAUUAGCCUGUGGCUCAGAGACAUCCUAAACAUAACCCUAAACAGAUCACCAUCCAAUCUGGUGGAUGCUAAGAGGUUUUUACAUAAAAGAUAUUCUAGAUCGUCGCUACUGUCAACAAUUCUCAUGGAAAAACAUCUAAACCAAAACUGAGAAGAAGAUCCACAACACAUGGUGGAAGGUUUUACAAAGACAAAGAGAAGUUGUAUUCUCCAAUAGGUCACUACAAAACACCCCAUGGGUCAAAGCAGCCCAUUUUUAGUCCCAGGACUGAGCUCUUACUGGGUGACUAUUGUGUAGUGUGAUCCUGGCCUUCUAUAGGAUCACACUGCAUAUGUAUAAUAUAUGUGGCUUUAAAAAAAACAUAAUUUUCUAAAACUGCAGCACACUAAGUAAGCGAACACUACUCAAACAGCAGUAUUUAUGGCAGCCGGAUAGUGAAUGAAGACUCCAGUAAAAAUAAACCACAGCAUCCAUGUUGAUGAUAAAAGAAGAAAUAAGUCAGCCGGUUAAAGAGUGUGACUCAGAAUAUUUUUCAGUGGAGCUCUUGGGAGCAGAUGAAUAACAUGCAUCAGGUUUUGAAUAAACACAGACAAGGCCUAGUAGAAAU
This is a messenger RNA of Pundamilia nyererei, 3488 nucleotides long. RefSeq names its product lysyl oxidase-like 5b (gene loxl5b). Gene Ontology annotation, biological process: collagen fibril organization; peptidyl-lysine oxidation. The transcript is spliced from 8 exons. NCBI's taxonomy places the organism in Eukaryota, Metazoa, Chordata, Actinopteri, Cichliformes, Cichlidae. Gene Ontology annotation, molecular function: copper ion binding; protein-lysine 6-oxidase activity. The record is from RefSeq and is a predicted model, not a curated record. The annotation marks the transcript as partial.